AUGACUUCUUUACAAGAUGCAGAUCCAAUCUUAAGAGACUACAUGAUUAAACAUUCACUUCCUCAGAUUUACAAGGCUUUACUUGCUGGGUUAUGUAUCUCUUGCCCUGAAGAUCCUCUGCACUUUAUAGAGGAGAAGAUUCGAGCAAUUCUGGAGGAUCAAGAUUUUGAGAUUUACUGGCACACAUUCAUUGACAAAGACAAACAAGUCUCAUCAUUGGCAGGAGGUCUUGUGUGUGAUAUUUUUGGACAUCUAGAAGAUUGCCUGUGUCUCUCACAUAUGUUGGAGAAAGCAUACUCCUGUUAUCGAAAAAACCUGACCAAAAAGUAUUUCAUGGAUUGGAAGAGUUAUAUUUUGAAGAAGAAAACGAGGACUGCCAGGCUCUUAGAGAGAAUGGAAGAGGCUGAGCUGUAUCACACACAGAGAGGGAUGAGAUUGGCUUUCAUCAAGUGGACUGUGUGGGUUCGGAUUCGCAAGCAGGGGCAGAAUGAUGCUGUGAGGAAACUGCAGAGAGUUCAGGAUUCUGUCCAGUGCAGAAACACCAUCACAGCUUGGCGUCACAUUGUGCGGGACACUAAACGAACAAGGGCGUACUUUAGGAAGCUAGAUAGACAUAUGCAAGAAAAUCAGAACUCAGACAUACCACAGGGCCAUGGACAGGACAGACUAUCACUGCUGCCUAGCAAGCUAUCUCUUAAGAUCUUCCAAAGUUUAGGUGUGGGUGACCUCCUGAAAUGUGCUCAGGUGUGUCGUUCGUGGAAAGCAAUCACUCAGAUCAGCUCACUCUGGACAAAGAUCAAUCUCUCCCCUGAGAGCAGCUGGAUCACAGAUAAGACUGUGGGAAGAAUACUACAGGCACAUCGUGUCUUUGUGACAUCGAUUAACUUGUGCACUUGCACCAUGGUGGAAGGGUCAAGUUUGAGAUGCAUAAGUAAAUUUUCUCUGAUCAGACUUCAUAUUGCAUACAUUUACCAUGUAAUCAAAAAAGUUUAAGAUGCAUUUAUUUUCAAAGGUCAAUGCAAAAAUCUACAAGAACUCAAUCUCAGUGAAUGUCCAAAUGUGAAUGAUGAAAUUAUGAGGGGGAUUUUAGAGUUCUGCCACUCUAUCAUUCAUCUUAAUUUGGCCUACACCCAUAUUACCAAUGACACCAUGAGAGUCCUUUCAAGGUGCUGCCUGACACUGCGGUUUCUGAGUAUUGCAUACUGCAUGGACUUCUCUGAUAAAGGUCUGCAGUAUCUGACCACAGGAAAGGGCUGCCACAGAAUUUGUCAUUUAGACCUCUCGGGCUGUUCUCAGAUAUCUGUGCAAGGAUUUGCAUAUGUUGCUGAGGCUUGCAGUUCACUUCAACAGAUUGUGUUAGAUGACCUGCCCACCCUAACUGAUGCCUGUGUGCAGGCAUUAGCACCUAAAUGUCAUAUGCUGACUGUGAUUUCCCUAUUGGACUCGCCAUAUAUAUCUGAUGUGGCUUUCAAAGCUAUUGCAGAGGUGACCACCCUCACCAAGUUCCAAGUACAAGGUAAUAACCGAAUGACAGACAGCAGCUGGGCGGCCUUGUGCCGAAGCUCUCUGAAACUCAAUGAAGUUCGCGCGUCUGACUGCUCUUGCAUGACUGACGUCAGCAUGAAGUCUUUAGGAAGUCUGUCAAAGCUGUGCAACCUAGACAUAUCAGGCUGUAUAAAGGUGUCUGAUAUAGGAAUCCGCUACAUUACAGAUGGAUCAAGUGCCAUUGAACUACGAGAGCUUGAUCUUUCAUAUUGCCCCAGAGUGACUGACCUGUCCCUCAAGAGAAUAGCUCUUAAAUGUACCAGUCUGACCCACUUGAGAGUGUGUUUCUGUGAGAAUCUCUCUGAUAACGGGUUUGAGAGUCUGGGCACCUGUGCUUCUCUCGUCUCUCUGGACAUCACUGGAUGCAAAAUCCAGGACCAGGGACUAGCAGCCCUGGGUGCCAACCAGAAUCUUAGAAGACUGACUGCAUCUGAAUGUGUUUCCAUAACAGAUCAUGGAAUAAAGAUGUUCUGCAGACAAUCUCAUCAUUUGGAGCUUUUGGAUGUGUGUCACUGUGUGUGUCUGUCUGAUCGGGCAAUCAAAGUCCUUUCCUUCUUCUGCAGAACCAUUGCCACAGUCAGAAUAGCUGGAUGCCCUAAAAUGACAGAUACAUCGGUGAAGUAUCUAACAAGGGUUGGCCACUUCCUGAAAGAGCUGGACGUGAGUGGCUGUUUUCUCUUGACUGACUGCACCCCUUCAUUUCUACUGUGCAGCUGUCCACAGCUGCGUUCCAUCCGCAUGCUCUACUGCAAGAACAUCUCCAAACAGGCCGCUCUGAAGUUGCAGUGCCGCGUCCAACACUGGAGACACAGUAACGACAAUCUGGAUUAAUUACUACGACUCAACGGGAUUCUGGGCCAACCAUAUUUUAAAGCUCCUUGGGGCCAACAGGAGAACGACGGAGAGGAUGAAGACGCCACCAACAAGAUUAAUCAAGACUUACUGCACUGUCGAAAGCU
Molecule: messenger RNA, 2504 nt
Organism: Myxocyprinus asiaticus (Chinese sucker)
Lineage: Eukaryota; Metazoa; Chordata; Actinopteri; Cypriniformes; Catostomidae
Gene: fbxl13
Product: F-box and leucine-rich repeat protein 13
Exons: 21
Biological process (GO): SCF-dependent proteasomal ubiquitin-dependent protein catabolic process
Cellular component (GO): SCF ubiquitin ligase complex
Molecular function (GO): protein binding
Source: RefSeq, a predicted model, not a curated record